AUGGAGAGGGUCCCGCGAGGCUCCGUCGCCGAGGUCGCUCGCAGCCCCUGGCGCCAGGCGCUGCAUCUUUUCGAGCUUGGAGCGCCUGCGGACACCGCCAUCUGCAAUGCAGCCGCCUGGAGUCAAGUGAUGACUGCAUGUGGAACGGGGGAGCAGUGGCAACGUGCCUUGGGCUUCCUGUGCAUGAUUGACGGCUUGCGCUUGAGGAAGACUAUAGUCAGCUUCAAUGCCGCCUUGCGGGCUUGUGGCAAAUGUGCCAAGUGGCAGCAUGCGCUGCACAUUUUCCGGUUCGUCGGCGACAGCCAGCUGCAAGGUGACAGCGUGACUUACCGUACGAUCAUCAGUGCAUGCUCGCAGGAGUGGAACCAGGCUUUGCAGCUUCUACAGGAAGGCAGGGAGACAAUACUCGCCACGGAUGUGAGCUCUUAUGGGGCAGUAAUUUCUGCCUGCCAAGCCGCAAGCUGCUGGAAGGAGGCGCUGAGCGUUUUCGAAUCUAUGGCAGAAGCGGGCGUGGAGGCAGAUGCAAGAAGCGUCACAUCUGCGAUCAGCUCGUCGAUCAGAGGUGAGGAUUGGCAAGGUGCAGUUGCGAGAUUCGCAGACAUGCUGAAGCAAAGCCUAGAGACGGACAGUAUUGUUCAGAAUGCCGGGCUUCGGGCCAGGGGUUGGUUGCUCUGGCAGAGUGCCAUCCAACAGCUGGCCCUUUUUUUACAGGCUGGCCUCCGAACCGAUGUGGCCUCCUACAACACCGUUCUCAGUGCUUGCGAAGGCCAGUGGCAAAGGUCUCUUGCGCUGGUAACUCAGAUGGAGCACCAAGCAAUGAAGACGACCGUGGUUACGAUGGGCGCGCUACUUUCAGGCAAGAAUGAGCUCAGCGAAACCUGGAGCAGGCCAUUGCAGUUGCUAGCCGCUUGGUACCGGUGGUCAGCAGAGACAAGUGUGAUCUCUCACACCAACCUGCUGGCGGGAAUGGCUGACAGUUGGCCUAAUGCCGUGGCGUACUUCGCUGCUUUGCAAGCGCGAGGCGUCGUCAAGGUGCUUCCCAUGGAAACGGCUGCUGCACAUGCUUUCCGAACCGGAGGACGCUGGCAGCAAGUCGUGAAUGUUGCAGCCGAGGCCACUGAAGUAGCAGAUCUCGUCAUGAGGCACGUGGUGCUGGACUCCCAGGUGUCAGCUCUGCAGUGGCGGAAAGGGGUCCAGGUUUACGCAUCGCUGGCGCUGCGCAACCUGGAGCCAAACCUUCUCACAGCGAAUCUGGCCCUGUCUGCGUGUCAGUGGAGACUAGCUUCGGCACUGCUCCGGCACCUUGGCUUGUCCGCAUUGGAAACAAAUGCGGUAUCCUGCAGCACAGCCAUUGCUGCUUGCGGUGCAAGCAGCAGAUGGCAGUUUGUGUCGAUGUUGUGGGAACGGCUGGAAGAACGACGCUUGGAAACCAAUACCAUUGCCUGUAACUCUGCCGUUUCUGCUUUGGGGAAAUCGAUGCACUGGCAGUUAGCCUCCUGGGUGCUGUCAGAUGAUCGUGUCCUGGGAGAUGAGAUCAGCUACGAUGCCCUU
Messenger RNA from Symbiodinium sp. CCMP2456, 1551 nucleotides. Lineage: Eukaryota; Dinophyceae; Suessiales; Symbiodiniaceae. The record is from the annotation of a GenBank genome assembly.